GUCGCUUUAUCAAGCUUAUGCAGUUCCAGUUUUGAGCUGCUUAAGUAUCGUUGGUUUGGUUUCUCCGAAAAGAUGGGAAAAUGCCGGUUCCUUAAAUCUGCGGCUCGACAGUUGGCGGGAACGUGCCCAGCCCAAGCGCGAUUUUUGCUAUGGACACUCAGCAACAUAGAAGGAAAAAAGGAACAUCCUGUAAAUCCCGUGUGCUGCUACUGUUUCCAAUUUCUUUUUCCCAAUAACUAUAGAAUGCGUCUAUUGCCCAAAAUGAAAAUAACAUCAAGGACAGAAAAAAUACUCAAUCUAGAGAAAAAAAAUUACAGACUUAGUUUAAAGCAAACAAAGCUCUUGAGCAAGUACAAGGAAUCAAAGAAUACCCUGUUCCAGGCCUUCUUUGGUUUUGGAGAGUUGUAUCACCAGUAUACUGAAUAUUAUUGA
This is a messenger RNA of Thamnophis sirtalis, 432 nucleotides long. Lineage: Eukaryota; Metazoa; Chordata; Lepidosauria; Squamata; Natricidae. The record is from RefSeq and is a predicted model, not a curated record.